Messenger RNA from Seminavis robusta, 816 nucleotides. The record is from the annotation of a GenBank genome assembly. NCBI's taxonomy places the organism in Eukaryota, Bacillariophyta, Bacillariophyceae, Naviculales, Naviculaceae.
AUGACAGGAGAAACAAUUGGUCUGUUUGGUGGAACAGGUUCCACUGGCAAUUACUUUCUGAGGUUGGCCUUGGAAGCUGGCUUCAAAGUCCAAGCGUGUGUCCGAAAUCCUGACAAGAUUGAUAAGGAAAUUCAAGACAAGUACAAAGACAAAGACAAAGACCAACUCGUCAUUGUUCAAGGCACUUUCACUGAAAAACAAGAUAUUGCCAAAACCAUUCAAGGAGCCACCUAUGUCGUCUGCAUGGCAGGAGCUCCCAUGGGAAAACCAAAAGAAUACCCCAAAGAUAUCAUGCUCACCUUUUUUACCACUCUUACCCAGGUCAUUCAAGAAAACAAUACUAGCAGUACUAGCAGUACUAGCAGUAGUACCAGUAGUACACCCCCAAAGGUCGUUCUCUACCAAGCAGGCGCUUUUUCUCCCACUCCAGACAGACCACUCACCAUGAUUCACUCCGUAUUCAAGGCCGUGGGACAGUGGGUCAUGGGACUAGGACCCAACGUCGACGAUAAUACCCAAGUCAUUGCUUACAUUCACCAAAACAUCAACACGCUGGGAUUCAACACCAUUGUUUCCAGACCGGGAAUGCUCAACGAUAAACCCGGGGGAAAUGUACAGCUCAAAGCCGAUCAUUUCUCACCCACCAAUUUUGCAAUCACAUUCAGUGAUCUCGCCAUUUGGUCUCUCAAGGCCAUUCAGGAUUCGUCCUUGUAUGGAACCUUUCCCUUUGUCGUACCCAUUGAUCAGGAUAUUUUGCCACGAAAAAAGGAACCUGCUGCAAGCAAUAAGGAAGAAGACGUCGGUGAAACCAAAUGA